Messenger RNA from Mytilinidion resinicola, 998 nucleotides. RefSeq lists its product as uncharacterized. The record is from RefSeq and is a predicted model, not a curated record. The coding region runs from base 201 to 809 and encodes 202 amino acids. The transcript has a single exon. NCBI's taxonomy places the organism in Eukaryota, Fungi, Ascomycota, Dothideomycetes, Mytilinidiales, Mytilinidiaceae.
CCAUACACCACCACGACCACAAGACUUGCAUCCCCAAGGAAUCCGAGGCCAGUCGAUGCGGUUCAUUUCCGAGCUGCGUUAUCAAUCAGCCCCCUUUUUUCAAAACGGCGACUCCUCGAGUCCACUGCGACAUUCUCUCGUGGCCCCUUGGCCGUAUGCUGGAGAUGGAAGGGUGGGCUGAUUGCGCAAGCGUCUGAUUCAUGGCUCCAGCUCCAUGUCUCCUGCUGUCCGCAUUGGCUAUGGCCGUGGUGAGCUUGGAAAUGCGGGUUUCGACAGCCAAUGGCCAGUCUGGCAGCAGCGCGGAGGCGCCUAUAUCAAGGAAUCGGUCCUAUCCGCAGGGAGAGACCCCUCCUUCCUCCUGCAGUGAUAGCCCGUCAAUCCCAUCCUGCAGCGCCGUGCGCCCAGGAGGUGUAAUCAUCAUCGCCGACCUCAUCCACGGCGACCCCAGGCCUGCAGCGGCGCUCUUCUUUCCGCACAGUCUCCCACCUGAAACAGCGGUGCACGUCGAGACGCAGCCCCGCGGCAGUUGGCGCCCAUUCGCUCCCGUGGCUCCCGCUGGUGCAGACAGAGGCGUUCGCUGUGAUCAGCCCUUAGCCUUCCAGAACGUCUGGCUGUUCCUUGCUGACUGGCCGAAUCGGACGACAGAUCAAGCCUCCGCUGCUGGGGCUGGCUGUGUGACGGCCUUCCCGAGCGUCUGCUGUCACCACUGCUGCACAUCACUUGGCUUCAAUUGUUCCUCCCAUCCUCCAACCACGCCGCGCAUCUGCCAGCAUCCGCUUCGAGGCCCUCUCGAUGAAACUAUACGCUGAAGCGUAGGCUCGGUUUCCCUCUCCAGAAGCGCAUGCGCGCUUUGGCGCAAGGAUGCAGCCGGGUGGCGUGGGGGAGCCUUCCGACUUUCCAUCCGCGACUCUCUUCGAUGAUUCUAUCUACCAGCGCGAGGCUCUGUCGCUUCCAGAAAGCAAAAAUGAGGAUGACUUAGACCAAGAAAUACUCGAGGA